UAAAUUCGAUUUUUAACGAAAGCGAGGAGUUAUCGACGUAAACAAAAUUGAAUUAUAGAAGUGAAGCCCCUGGUCGUGCCUCAUUUAGAGCAACUACACCACAGCAGAACGUUUAUUACAGUGCGUCGUGCUAAUCAAUGAUACUGGAGAUAAGAGUGCAAUAAAGUGAAAAGAAUAAGGUUACCAUGUUACGAAACAAGUUAAAUAGGCAAAAGUCGGACAAAUCUGAACUUAUUACAAAAGUUUAUUGCUCACAAGUGAAAAUUUGUCCUGUUAUAAGUUCCGAAGAAACGCUUUCUCGGCCAGAACACGCUGUCCCAGAAAUUAAAGUGACCACAAAAGGAACUGAAAUGCUCGUAGAAUCGGGACGAUUCUCCGACGACAAUGUAAAAGCUAAAAGGCAUUUUCCACAACUGAAAAACAUUGACGUUUGCAUACCUCCGAAAGAAAAAAUCGCAAAUCUCAUAACUCCAGACAACCUUCAAUCGGAAAUCCUUUUAUCCAUAGUUAACAACACGGAAUAUAAGAAGAUAAAACACCAGCGAGAACAGAGACAAAUCAAUUGUCAAUAUCCAAUAACUGAUAACCAUAGCCUUCAGCCCUUGAGUUUAAUGAGUUCUCACAACCUUUGUGUGUGUGACGAUGGCAAGCAAGAAACCCUUUCUCUGAUGGAAGAAUUGGCAAUGUUAGAUAAUCCAUCCGUUAUGCCUUCGGGCAAAAUUUGGCCUAGUAGUUUUAAGGAAUGUCCGGUUACGAACAUGGAUUCUGGAUUUGAAGAAGAAAAUUCAUUUUCCGAUUUUGGCUGCUACAAAUUGGAUAAAUCUGAUUCAGUUCAAUCAAGGGACAACGAAAACACUACAAUAAAAAAACAAACAAAUUCCAUUCAGGCACUGAGUGAUAAUUUGAAGGAGCUCAGAUAUAAAACGACAGAAAUGCGCAACGAACUGGCCGUAAUAAGAAGAGAUUUUUAUGAAGAAGAUUUACGAAUAAGCCGUCUUCUGAAAGAAGCAAGGUCGCUUCAUAGAAAAAUCGAAAAAGGAAAACACCUGGACGAUUUUGUAAAUUUAUUGACUGGCAACCCAGAAAAUUUAAAUUCUGGCACAUGGCCGUUUCGCAUAUGCGUAAAAAGUGAAACAGGUGAAAUGAAUUUAAUUGUGUAAUUACGAAGCCCUUGAACGCGAGGGUAGCGCCGUGUUAUGUCAUUACUCCGUUGUCCUGGUUACGCCUUUGAUUAUUAAAGGAGCCGAUGAACCUGUCAAAAUGGCGAAAAAGGGCCAGGCAGUACAAUUUCAAACAGAACUCAACAGCGAUGAAGAUUGGGAAAAAUUCAUCGCUAGAGAAGGUCUACUUAUUAUCGAUAUUUACUCAGAAUGGGCUGGCCCAUGCUCGUCGAUGGCACCAAACUUAAAAAAAGUCAAGCUCGAAAUUGGUGGAGAUUUAGUGCAAAUGGCCAUUGCAAACAAUGAAAACAUCGAAAUCCUUAAGAGAUUUCGAGGAAAAAGUGAACCCACUUGGAUGUUUGUGGCGGGUGGAAAAAUGGUUGGUAUCACAUUUGGAGCAAAUGCGCCAAAACUAAACAAAUUUAUCGCUGAAGAAAUAAAAAGGGAAGAGGCUUGUCUGAAAGGCGAACGUGAGAGAAUUAUGUACGAAUUCGAGGAAUUCAUUGGAGAAGAAAGGGAACGUUGGGAAGCCGAACAAGAGAUAAUCAAAGCUGCCGAAGCGAUAGAAACAGCGAAGAGAGAGAAACAAAAGCUGGAAUGGCGUACAAUAGUUGCAGAAAAUUGCUUGGAGAAUUUCCCGGAUUAUGGAUGUGCGAUUCUCUUUCCUCAAUGUAAAGUUGAAGCCAAGCCCGUUGUGGCCGACGCUCUACAACAAAACGGUAUAAAUUUGUUCAAAGAAGAACCGGUACAACUAACUGAACAAAUGAUAGAAGAAAUACUAUAUUUUUCCGAAAUGACGUUCCUCGACGAAGAAGUAGAAGUUUUACUCAAAGAUAGAAGCAGUAUUCUUCUUCUUAAACCGAGCGUAGCAGAAUUACCAGCGCCAGUUGAUCAGGUCGUCCUGCAAGCAAUUUAUGGUCUUUCAAAGCAGCCACCCGGUGAUCCAGACAGUCCCGCGUUACAAUUCUUCGCUCCACUUCCUCCGCCUCCAAAGGAAAAAAAGACAGAGGGUGGAUUUGAAGGUUUAGGAGACAUUCCACUCGGUCUUCCUGGGUUGGGAUUACUUGGAGAUGAAGAAGAAGCACCAGUAGAAGAAGAACAAGAAGAAGAAGUCGAAGAAGAAGAACUUGGACCACCCGUUACCGGUGUAUGGGCUCCUCCGAAUAGUUACACGAGAGCUUUCAUAAUCAAGAACUGCUUCCCGAAACUUCAUGCUUCAAUCGCGUUGGAAGAACCCCAACCUACACCUCCCCAUCUUGCUAUUGCGUUUGACGCCUUUAGAAGACGUGAAAUUUUGGAACUGGUCGAGAAUUAUCCCAACGAAGUUUUAAGAUAUGGCUUCUUUACAUCAGAAGAUCCCGAUAAAGCGCAACUCAUCGCUAAAAACGUUCGUAAAUUCGAACAAUUACUUGCCAAAAAAGUUCCCACGUAUGAAGAAAGGCUGGUAAUACAGCUCUCAAAGAAGAAGAGUGAAGCAGUUUUAGCUUUCAUAACUGUCAACCCUACCCGUGUGAGCAAUAAUGUUGUAGAUGGUGAAGAAGAAUGCAAGAAAUUCUUCCCCGAGGGUUACGACGAACCAAUUGAAGAAGAAGUUGUCGAAGAAGAGAAACCAAAGAAAAAGAAAAAGAAGAAGGCUAAAGAAGGAGGGGAAGAGGCUGCAACAGCCGCGUCUGUCGCAGAAGCCGAAGAAGGUCCCGAAGAAGGUGGCGAAGAAGGUGGUGCAGAAGGGGAAGAGGGUGGCGAUGAGUCUCCAACAGAGGUAGGAGAAGGAGGUGAAGCUCCUCCACCACCCGCACCAACAUCAGAAGCUCCACCAGUGGUACAAGCACCACCACCACCACCGACGGAAGUACCACCACCAGCGGAAGCAGCAGCACCACCAACAGAAGCACCACCACCGCCACCAGCAGAAGCACCACCGCCACCAGCUGAAGAAGCAGAUAAAGCUACAUCACCAAUUCCUGAAGAAUAACAGUUUCAGUUGUUAUAUUUUCAUUACUUAAUUUAUUUUGUACACAAUUUAUUUUAUUAUUUUACUGACAAAC
Messenger RNA from Agrilus planipennis (emerald ash borer), 3205 nucleotides. RefSeq names its product fibrous sheath CABYR-binding protein. The coding region runs from base 1261 to 3132 and encodes 623 amino acids. NCBI's taxonomy places the organism in Eukaryota, Metazoa, Arthropoda, Insecta, Coleoptera, Buprestidae. The record is from RefSeq and is a predicted model, not a curated record. The transcript is spliced from 7 exons.